UUGCGUCCCCACUGUCUCUCCCUCUCUCUCUGCGGUAAAGAUUCGUACUAAUUUUAUUCGAUGAAUACUCAAAGUUUAUUCCUUAGUCUCUCUCCUACUGCAAGUGCAACAGCAGGAGUUCUCACCAUUCCCAAAUUCAUUAUCACCUCUCUGUCUCUCUGUCUCUGUCUCUCUCUCGCUCUUCUUCUCCUCCUCCUCCUCACGUUUGCCCUGUCUCUCUCUGAAUAGGGAACACAUAGUUUGGAGGUGGAUGCUAUAGAAUGGAGCGGGCUCAGCUCCUUCUUCCAGCUCGUUGCUCUGUUUUCUAGAACCUCCUCUGUGUUUCAGCUCAUCAUACUUUUCCUUCUCGGUUUGAAUCUUUAAAUUUACAAAACCCAUCCUUCGUCUCUGUCUGAUCACCAUCCUCUUCGCUUAAUACUGCUCAAAGCUCUCAUUUUGGGUCUCCUUGGUGAUAUCCCCUCUCUCUCUCUCUCGUUCUUUCGAGGUUUUAUCAAGUUCCAAUAUUGCUAAUCCACCUAUUGCAUUCGUUCACCGAUUACCUGUGGGCUUUUUCUUUGGCCAAUAAAAAAGGAUACCCACCUUUUUGCCUUGAGAUUCAGAGAAUUCCCCUUUCUCUUUUUCUUACUCUUCCUUUAUCCUUGUAUUGCUUUCUGGUCUAAUUCUUACAUUAUUUUGUGUUUAACCUUUUAAAAGAGCGAAUAUUUUCACGUCCUCAAUUUCUGUGGGUGGGAAUCGCUGUCACCAGCCGUCCAACCUUCAAAAAACCGUUGCUUCCCUCUCUCUGUCUAUAUCUCUCAGAGUAGUGAGAUACAGAGUGAUAUAAUCAGCACUCUAGUUGAGACCCCCUUAUUCACUAAGGAGGGUGAAAAGAAAAAAUAAUUUUGGGGAAAAUAAGGAAAAAGGAUGAAUUUUUCCAAGUGGGUUUUGUGCUUGGGGCUGUUGGGUUGUUCCGUUUUUGUUGCUCACGUGGAGGGUCUUGGUGUGAAUUGGGGCACGAUGGCCACUCACGAGUUGCCCCCGGGGACAGUGGUGCAAAUGUUGAAGGACAAUGGGAUCAAGAAGGUGAAGCUUUUCGAUGCCGAUCAGUACACCCUGAGCGCCCUCGCGGGGAGCAACAUCGAGGUCAUGGUCGCCAUACCGAACGACCAGCUCGCUUCCAUGACCAGCUACGAGAGGGCGAAGCAGUGGGUGCAGCGCAACGUCACCCGGUACAACUUCAAUGGGGGAGUUAGCAUCAAAUAUGUAGCAGUUGGAAAUGAGCCAUUUCUCUCAGCCUACAAUGGCUCAUUCCUAAAUGUCACCUUCCCAGCACUUCAGAACAUCCAAAAUGCCCUGAAUGAGGUAGGGGUUGGGGACACCGUUAAGGCCACCGUACCUGUGAACGCAGACGUGUACAACUCCCCCGUCAGCAAUCCCGUACCAUCCGCUGGGAGGUUUAGGACUGACAUCAGCGAUCUCAUGACCCAAAUUGUCGAGUUCCUAGCCAAGAACAGCGCACCUCUCACCGUCAACAUUUAUCCAUUCCUGAGUCUCUAUGGUAACGACAACUUCCCCAUCGACUAUGCCUUCUUCGAUGGGGCCACCCCAGUCGUGGACAACGGGAUACAAUACACGAACGUGUUCGAUGCCAACUUCGACACUCUAGUAUCGGCUCUUAAGGCGGUGGGCCAUGGGGACAUGACCCUCAUGGUGGGUGAAGUGGGAUGGCCUACAGAUGGUGACAAGAAUGCCAAUAUAGCUAGUGCUGUUAGAUUCUACAACGGUCUUAUGCCGAGGCUCGCGGCCAAUACUGGGACCCCACUCCGGCCUGGUUACAUUGAAGUAUACCUCUUUGGUCUUAUUGAUGAGGAUGCGAAGAGCAUCGCCCCAGGAAGUUUUGAGCGGCACUGGGGGAUAUUCCGCUACGAUGGGCAGCCCAAGUUCCCAUUAGAUCUAUCUGGCCAGAAUCAGAACAAGUUCCUUGUUGCCGCUAAGAAUGUGAAUUAUCUUCCUCAGCAGUGGUGCGUGCUGAAUCCUAAAGCGAACGAUCUGAGCAAGCUGGGGACGAACAUAAACUAUGCUUGCACCUUUGCAGAUUGCACAUCCCUAGGAUACGGAUCGUCCUGCAACAGCUUAGAUGCCAAUGGCAACGCGUCAUACGCGUUCAACAUGUACUACCAGGUUCAAAAUCAGAACCCUCUCAGCUGCAACUUUGAAGGCUUGGCCACUGUCACGACGCAGAACAUAUCGCAAGGCACGUGCAACUUUAUCAUCCAGAUUGCUGCUUCCCCAUCCUCUUCACUGGGGCCUUCUUUGGUGGCUCUAGUGCUAUCGGCGGUGUUUGCUUUCCUUUUCCAAUAGCCUUUUUGUCCUUGUAGAUAGCUUCCGUAUGUAUUAUUUCUGAUUUUUUGGGUUUUCGAUACUCUCUUGUAUCCUCAUUGUUUUUCAUUGUUGAACACAAUAAAGUUACAGAGAGUUCAUCUUGAGUUAAAAUUAGCAAUGUAACGAUAGUUCAAUGAUUGGACUAUGCAUACUUUAAA
This is a messenger RNA of Eucalyptus grandis, 2519 nucleotides long. RefSeq names its product glucan endo-1,3-beta-glucosidase 8. Gene Ontology annotation, biological process: carbohydrate metabolic process. The transcript has 2 exons. The coding region runs from base 904 to 2340 and encodes 478 amino acids. The record is from RefSeq and is a predicted model, not a curated record. Gene Ontology annotation, molecular function: hydrolase activity, hydrolyzing O-glycosyl compounds. NCBI's taxonomy places the organism in Eukaryota, Viridiplantae, Streptophyta, Magnoliopsida, Myrtales, Myrtaceae. Gene Ontology annotation, cellular component: plasma membrane.